GUCUCGUCUCGUCUCCGCGUCCGUCCUCUUCUCGAGUUGCGUAUCGAUUCCCCACCGGACCGGCGGCGAAACCCUAACCCUAGCGCCGGGCCAGCCGCCACCAUGAGGAUGGGGGAGCGCGCGACCACCAGGGACGUCGUGCUCCGCCUCGACGACCUCUCCCUGCCGGCGCGCCGCCUCACCGUGCCGUCCCGCCUCCGGGUCUCCGAACUCCUCCGCGAGCUCCCGCUCCCGGUGUCGUCGUCGUCGUUCUACCUUACCGCUGAUGGCCGCCCGCUCCCUCUCACCGCGCCCGUGGCGUCCCUCCCGCCGUCGGGCUCGAUCCAGCUCCGCCUCCGCGCGCUCCGCGGCGGGGGCGGCGACGGCGGGGCCACGGGCGCCGAGUCCCGCGACUGCUACCUCUCCAUGUACCUCGCGAAGAAGCCCGACAAGGCGGAUCCCAACGAGGCGCGGCUCUCCCGCUUCACCUGCUGCGCGCUCUCGGGCGAGCCGCUCGCCGCCCCCGCCGUCGCCGACCGCCUCGGGAACCUCUUCAACAAGGAGGCCCUCGUCGAGGCGCUCCUCCACAAGCGCCUCCCCAAGGCGCUCUCGCACAUCCGAGGCCUCAAGGACAUGAUCCCCAUCCACUUGCAUCCCAAGCCUGACGCGGAUGCUGCGGGUGAGGAGGUCCGGUUCCAGUGCCCGAUCACUGGGCUUGAAUUCAACGGGAAGUACCAGUUCCUCGCCCUCCGCAAGUGUGGCCACGUGCUCAGCGUGAAGGCUCUCAAGGAGGUGAAGAGCUCGGCGUGCUUGGUCUGCCACAAGGAGUUUGAUGAGGCGGACAAGAUGCCGCUCAACGGAACCGAUGAGGAGGUGACAGCUCUGAGGCAGAGGAUGGAGGAGGAGAGGGGAAAGGUGAAGGAAAAGAAGGAGAAGAAGGUGGGAAAUGGGCUAAGUGGGAGUAAGCAUGCUACUGCUGCUGCUGCAAUGGCGGGGGCUGAUAAGCUUGAAAAUGGGAAGAAGGGGGAGGCUCCCUCAGCCAAGCGGUUCAAGGCUUCUGACCAUGCACCAGCGUAUGCGAAUAAGGAAGUAUAUGCAUCAAUUUUUACAUCGUCCAAGAAGUCAGAUUUCAAGGAGACUUAUUCAUGCCGGUCACUCCCCCUCGGAAGGAAUUGAAGUGAUAUAGCUCUGAGAGAUGUCAAUGGCUUUGCUGGUGAACAUCUUGCACUGAUUUGCUCCAUAGCAUGGUUCACCUGCUAGUUUCUUCAUUGUAAUUCUAGUUGGGGGUGUACUUGUGUUCUUUAUGUUUUGAUUUCUGAUGUGGUGGCGUUCUUCUGUCGGGUAAGCACAGUGUUAUUUGAAAGGUGUGUGAAAUAUGUAAUAUUUGAAACUAUUAACAAGCAAUACCAGCUCCAAAAUCUCC
Molecule: messenger RNA, 1402 nt
Organism: Oryza brachyantha (malo sina)
Lineage: Eukaryota; Viridiplantae; Streptophyta; Magnoliopsida; Poales; Poaceae
Product: replication termination factor 2
Exons: 1
Coding region: 103-1155 (350 amino acids)
Biological process (GO): mitotic DNA replication termination; site-specific DNA replication termination at RTS1 barrier
Cellular component (GO): nucleus
Source: RefSeq, a predicted model, not a curated record